This is a messenger RNA of Anneissia japonica, 683 nucleotides long. RefSeq lists its product as uncharacterized. The record is from RefSeq and is a predicted model, not a curated record. The coding region runs from base 15 to 347 and encodes 110 amino acids. The transcript is spliced from 4 exons. Lineage: Eukaryota; Metazoa; Echinodermata; Crinoidea; Comatulida; Comatulidae.
CAAGUAAUGGUAACAUGGAUUGCAACAAACAAAACAAUACGGUAAUGGAGUACUUUACAGGAUUUGACGAUUGUAUUUUAUCCAACGUAAAGUAUAUAAUGGGCCUACAAACAAAAAUAGAGUACUUUGAAGAAAGGAACUAUAUUGGAAUCGCAAAGAUAGAAAGUACAAAUGGUAGUCAAUGGAUGAACAAUAGCCUGCAACUUGCUGAUGACACUAAAGUAGAAUUUGGUCUUCAGCUUCAAACUGAAAUAAAAGGUGGUUUCUUGCUCGUUGCAGCUUUCACUAACCAUACAAUAGAAAUCAAUAAAGCCAUAAAUGAGAGUGUUGUCAAUGCAGGAAUGUAAGUAGAAAUUUAAGUUGUGUUAAGUGGAAAUAUUUAACACUAGUUUACUUUUCUCAGGUCAACCUUUUAGAUGCUACAUCCAUUCUUAAAAACUCAGUGGCCUUCAAAAUAUAUAUAUACCUAUAUUUAUAUAUACUUAUAUAUUUAUAUAAUAAUAUAAAAUAGGAAUAUUAUAAUAUUAUUAAUAAUACAAAAAUCAGUAAUUAAAUAAAUAAUGUAUGGAUAUGAUUUUGUUAUUGGUACUCGCCACGCAACGCUUCAAGAAAUAAAUACCGGUAAGUAAUGUUAUCUUACAGGUAGACCUUUCUACGCGCUUUUAAAAAUUAUUCAAAUUAUU